CAUGACGAGUAUUCUGAGAGAGCGUUGAUGUUGACUUGCCUUCCCAUCGAGUGUUGGUCAUCUGUGGGCGAGGAAAUGGCACCCUACAACACGGAAACCUUCUACAUGCUGCACAGUGUGGAUAUGAAAAUACUAGAAGCUUCGCCCAACGUGUUUUUCUACACGGGAUACCACGAUCACGAGCUGGAAGGGACGUCUUGGUAUACUUUGGUUCACCACGAAGAUCUUCCACUAGCACGGACGCUUCAUUCAAAAAUGAUCCAAUUCGGCACUAAAGUUGAGAGGAGUUCAGGUCUGAUACGUUUAGUGUCCAUAUCUGGUUGUCAACAGUGUGCGAGUGUUACCAUCAGUGAAUGCGACACAAUUAGGCACUCUGGAAAAAAUGGCGUGAUUGGCUGCUUCAUCACUCAAACCCACAUUAUUCGGCAAUCUGAAGUCGAAUUCUUUAUCAAUGAGGUGGCUAAUAACAACAUUCUAACGGGAUACUCGUUCUCACAAGUGGACGACGGGGAAUCAAUGCCUUCACAACCUCUAGCCCCAUUCGAGAACCACAUAUACGAGGAUUUGGAAAAUAUAACCAAUAUAAAUACAACAGAUGUCAUGGAACCGAACGUGCCUAACAUUGAUUCACAUUACAAUAGAAUGCCUUGUAAUUUCAACGCGUGUGAAACACCCUUAAAGGCGACAGAUGAGCGUGUAUGUCAGACCAAACAGACCCAGUUGAUGAUGUAUAAACCAUUUGAGGCGCUGAAAAGUGCAGCUAAAUUGUUGGUAUGCGACCGAUUGAAACGUGAUGUCGAUAAGUUUCGCAUACCGUACAGCCACGCAAUGGAAAUCAUUCACAACCUUGAUCAGAGCGAGUAUUGCAACCAAACUCAACCAUCAGACACACCGACCAAUCAAGAUACAGCAUUUUUUGACGAAUUGGCGUCACUGCCACUAAUGACCUACGCAUGCUCUUCACACGAUAAUGUCAGUGGGUAUGUACAAGUUACUUGCCAAUCGCAAGUAACUAUGGGCAUACCCGGGCAAGUGCAACCACCUGGCAACUGGUCCUGAACUCUGCUUUCGGCAAUCACUCUUGAAAAUUAUAAUUGAAGUGCAUUUGGCCUACAUGCGAUCAUAACAUUUCAAUGCCUUGUGAAAUGCAAUCAUCCUGCCCUUUAUCCUGUAAUUGGUUGUGGUGUGGCAUGUGAUUUAGGAGAGAGAUACUUUUAAUAUUAAUUGCGAUGAUAAAUAUUCUUUAA
Anneissia japonica is the source of this 1247-nucleotide messenger RNA. RefSeq lists its product as uncharacterized. Lineage: Eukaryota; Metazoa; Echinodermata; Crinoidea; Comatulida; Comatulidae. The record is from RefSeq and is a predicted model, not a curated record. The transcript has 4 exons. Bases 28 to 1059 code for a protein of 343 amino acids.